Molecule: messenger RNA, 571 nt
Organism: Apis mellifera (honey bee)
Lineage: Eukaryota; Metazoa; Arthropoda; Insecta; Hymenoptera; Apidae
Gene: UQCR-Q
Product: cytochrome b-c1 complex subunit 8
Exons: 3
Coding region: 173-418 (81 amino acids)
Biological process (GO): mitochondrial electron transport, ubiquinol to cytochrome c
Source: RefSeq, a predicted model, not a curated record
AAAAUCAAAAUUAAUAUAAAUCUUUGUUAUAUCACAUAAUUUAAAUUUACCGCUGUUACAUAUAAGAUAAGAAAAUAUGCUCUAGUAAUAUAGUACUUACUUCAAAGGUGUCAGAAUCUCUCGAGAUUUAUAACGUUUCACACCGAAGAAUAUAAAUUACAAUUUUGUAAAAAUGGGAUUAAAGUUUGGAAAUCUUAAAAAACUAAGUGGUGUUACAUUUUUUCGUCUUAGUCCAUAUGAACAAAGAGCUUUUGCUGGAGUAGGUGAAGCUACUGGUAAAAUGCUAAAACGUCUCAGAUCAACUAUUUUAACUGCUGGACCUUUUUUCCUUUUAAGUUAUGUCAUAAUGGAAUGGGCUACUGAAGAAAAUCAUAAAAUGCACCGUAAAAAUCCAAAAGACUAUGAAAAUGAUGUAUAAAUAUUAUAAAUUGAUGUAUAAUGUUAUAACUUUAAAUUAGUACUGUCUAUGUAUUUAUAUUUAAUAUAAUAUAUAUAUAGAUAUUUAAUACAUAUAUAUAUAUAUAUAUAUGUAUAUAUCAUUAAAAUGAAACUCAUUACUUCUUUAUAGAAA